Orbilia oligospora ATCC 24927 is the source of this 489-nucleotide messenger RNA. RefSeq lists its product as uncharacterized. NCBI's taxonomy places the organism in Eukaryota, Fungi, Ascomycota, Orbiliomycetes, Orbiliales, Orbiliaceae. Bases 1 to 489 code for a protein of 162 amino acids. The record is from RefSeq and is a predicted model, not a curated record. The transcript has 2 exons.
AUGGCUGGCAGACCCGCUGCGCUCAACAAACGCCUAAUCCAAGAACUCCACAAAACCCGACAAGAGGACAACCCGGCACUAACGUACCUCGCUCCUCCCGACGACAGCGACCUACACCACUGGCGUGCCGGGCUUCGGGGUACGCCCGAUUCUCCUUACGAAGGCGGUGUAUGGGAUAUCGAUAUUAUCAUCCCGGAUAACUACCCUCUCGCGCCGCCGACUAUCAAAUUCAUUACCAAGAUAUGCCAUCCGAAUAUCAACAUUAAGACCGGCGAAAUCUGUCUUGAUCUCCUGAAGUCCGAAUGGUCUGCCGCGUAUACGAUUUCGUCAACCAUGACCGCGAUACAAACCCUGCUCACAAGUCCCGAGCCAAACAGUCCACUGAACGUAGAUGCAGCGGCCUUGCUCAAUGAUGGAGAUACGAUGGGAUAUGAGAGUUUGGUCCGGUACUACGUCUGGCGAUAUGCAAGGAAGGAAACGGAUUUGUGA